UUGCUUUUAUAAUUGUUCAAAAGCAAGUGAUAUAAAUUUUAAAUUCUUUAUUGAUUAAGAUUUAAGAGUGGCAUGUGAUAUAUAUUGCAGCCAGCUUUCUGCCCUUCAGCAUUCAAGAAAUACAGACUUCCUUCUCUCUUACUUAUUCUAUCAAUUUUAAGAGAUCGAAUAUAUCAAGAUGAGCGGACACUCUGCGGAGACAUCCACCCCCAAAAGGCUUGAAGGAAAGGUUGCCUUGAUCACUGGAGGAGCAAGCGGACUGGGAGCAACUAGUGCAAAGCUUUUUGUUGAACAUGGAGCAAAGGUUUUGAUUGCAGAUAUCCAAGAUGAGAUUGGAAGCUCGCUCUGCAAACAAAUUGGCUCCCAAGAUAUCAUCUCUUACGUCCACUGCGAUGUUACAUGUGAUUCUGAUGUUCGGAACGCUGUGGAUUUAGCCGUCUCCAAGUACGGAAAGCUUGACAUCAUGUUCAAUAACGCUGGUGUUGCAGGCAAAUUGGACACCAGAAUUUUGGCUACAGAGAACGAAGAAUUCAAAAGGGUGUUUAAGAUCAACAUGUUUGGUGCUUACUUGGGUGCCAAACAUGCUGCAAGGGUCAUGAUUCCUGCAAAGAAAGGGUGCAUCCUUUUCACUUCUAGUAACGGUGCAUCCACUUGUUUACAGUCUCCUCAUCCUUAUGUGGUAUCAAAACACGCACUCAAUGGUUUUGCUAAGAACCUGUGUGUGGAAUUGGGGCAAUAUGGGAUAAGAGUGAAUUGUAUUUCUCCAUUUUUAGUUGCGACUCCUUUGGUGGCCAAAAAUUUCGGGAAGGUGGAGGUCGAUGACCUGACUAUGAAAACGGUUCAGGACCUGGUUUCUACUGCUGGUAAUUUGAAAGCGGCGAUAUUGGAGCCAGAAGAUAUAGCAAAUGCAGCACUUUACUUGGCAAGUGAUGAUUCUAAGUACGUUAGCGGCAUGAAUCUUGUCGUCGACGGAGGUUAUAGUAUCUGUAAUCCGUCCAUUGCCAUGUCACUGCAAAACUUAUCUUCUUGAGCUCCUGUUAUUUUAAUUUGGAGACUCUCAUUUCAUCUUUCCAGCAAUUAAUAAGUUCGAUGUUCCCUUCUGUACCAGAAAUACUUCAAUACAUUAUCAACUUCUAGGAAGAGUUUUUCUAA
This is a messenger RNA of Ricinus communis (castor bean), 1152 nucleotides long. Its product is annotated as short chain aldehyde dehydrogenase 1. The transcript has 2 exons. NCBI's taxonomy places the organism in Eukaryota, Viridiplantae, Streptophyta, Magnoliopsida, Malpighiales, Euphorbiaceae. The coding region runs from base 179 to 1030 and encodes 283 amino acids. The record is from RefSeq and is a predicted model, not a curated record. Gene Ontology annotation, molecular function: oxidoreductase activity, acting on the CH-OH group of donors, NAD or NADP as acceptor.